Messenger RNA from Scomber scombrus (Atlantic mackerel), 3635 nucleotides. It is a transcript of the gene dym, whose product is annotated as dymeclin. The record is from RefSeq and is a predicted model, not a curated record. Gene Ontology annotation, cellular component: Golgi apparatus. NCBI's taxonomy places the organism in Eukaryota, Metazoa, Chordata, Actinopteri, Scombriformes, Scombridae. Gene Ontology annotation, biological process: Golgi organization. The transcript has 17 exons. The coding region runs from base 262 to 2271 and encodes 669 amino acids.
CAUGGAGGAAAGGAGUAUGUAGAGUAAACUUAACUGUCUCAAUUUCCACUCCGUUUCAAGCAUUUGCCUUUGUGAUUCACGCCCGGUAAACAAAUUGGACAACAUCGUUAAUUAAUUUAAAUAAAUAAUAGUCGUUUCUGGACGGUCGUGGGAGCCGAGAUAGCCACGGAAACUGCGAGAAGCAUUUAUGACAGGAUUUGGCAUAUGCCCGGUGAAAAAGCAAUAAGGAGCGGUGCGUCUGGCUGAGUGUAGCCAGUAGAGAUGGGUGCCAACACCAGCCAGGUCAGUGACCUGUCCGAGAACCCCAGCCUCAAGGCCCUGGUGGGCCCUGAGUCCAUAUCGGAGAAUGACCCUUUCUGGAACCAGCUCAUCUCCUUCACCUUCAUCAGCCCAACCAGCAGUGGAGACUCUAAGUUGCUGGAAGAGGCCGUCAUCCCCCUGGCAAAGAUCCUCAUUGAAAACAAUCCCAGAACAGGGAACUUUGGCGCCCUUGUAAGAAUUUUCCUGGGAAGAACCAAAGAGCUGAAAAUCUCCACAGAAUGCCAAGAUCAGCUGUUUAUCUGGCAGGCCCACAAUGCAUUGUUCAUGAUUCGCUGCCUGCUCAAGGUGUUCAUCAGGGAGAUGAGUGAAGAAGAUCUGCACUUACAGUUCUCCUACCAGGAGAGGGCACCAGGCUCCUGUGGAGAAACAGGCCGUGAGGACCUCCUUGAGGAGCUGUUGUCCAACCUUGUUCACUUGAUCGUUGAAGUGCCCCUGCUAGAUAUCACCUAUAGCAUUCUGUUUGAAGCGGUGACCACGCUGCUGGUAUUCUUCUCCUAUCAGCUGUUCCACAAAGACAUCCUGCGAGAUGGAUUAAUCUACCAACACAUCAUGAAGGGACGAUGUUUGUGUUUAACCAGUCGACUGGUGAAGACCCUUCUCUACAACUUCAUCAGACAGGAGAAAUGUCCACCUCCAGCAACCCACAUCUUUGAGCCGAAAGCUGAGGGCGGCCUUCUUUAUGGCCUGGCAUCCGGGGUGGCAAGUGGUCUGUGGAGUGUCUUCACAUUGGGUGGAGCUGGCAGCAAAGCAGGGAUGGACCAGGAACACAACCCUUUACCUUUGUCCAAUCAGAGCCUUUUGUUACUUCUGGUUCUAGCCAAUCUGACAGACGGGCCUGAUUGGCCCAACCCAUACCGCCAGGCUAUUACUUGUUUCAGAAACACACAAGACACAUCGUCGCUGCCUGUGGAGCAACCUCACACUUUCCAAAUCAAUUUCAACAGUCUGUACACAGCACUGUGUGAGCAGCAGCGCUCAGACCAGGCCACACUGCUGCUGUACACCCUGCUUCACCAGAAUGCCAACAUGAGGACGUACAUGCUCUCCAGAACCGACAUGGACAAUCUGGUGUUACCCAUCCUCGAGAUCCUUUACCAUGUGGAAGAAAGAAAUUCUCAUCAUGUCUACAUGGCCCUCAUCAUUCUCCUCAUCCUUACAGAAGACGAUGCCUUCAAUCGCUCCAUCCACGAGGUGGUAUUGAAGAACGUCUCGUGGUACACAGAGAGGUCAUUGACGGAGAUUUCACUCGGCAGUUUGCUCAUCCUGGUGGUCAUCCGCACUAUCCAGUUCAAUAUGACCCGGACCAGGGAUAAGUACCUCCACACCAACUGCCUGGCUGCACUCGCAAACAUGUCAGCUCAAUUUCGAUGUCUUCACCAGUAUGCUGCCCAGCGCAUCAUCAGUUUAUUUGCUUUGCUUUCCAAAAAGCACAACAAGGUUUUGGAGCAGGCAACACAGAGUCUGAGAGGAAGACAGGGAGACAACACAGCCUUGCCUGAUUAUGCCCAGGACCUGAAUGUGAUUGAGGAGGUGAUCCGCAUGAUGCUGGAAAUCAUCAACUCUUGCCUGUGCAACUCUCUACACCACAACCCCAACCUGGUGUACGCGCUGCUCUACAAGAGGGAGCUCUUCGAGCAGUUCAGGACACACCCAUCCUUCCAGGACAUCAUGCAGAACCUGGACACGGUGAUUGGCUUCUUCAGUCAGCGUCUAGAGCAGGCUGGAAGUGACCUGUCAGUCGAGAGGGUUCAGGAGGUCAUCAUGAAAGGAGCCCAGGCUCUACCCACAGACAGACUGAAGAAGUUCCCAGAACUCAAGUUCAAGUAUGUAGAGGAAGACCAGCCAGAGGAUUUCUUCAUCCCUUAUGUCUGGUCCCUGGUCUUCAACUCUGGAGUUGGCCUGCACUGGAGCCCGCAUGGCAUCGAGCUCUUCAGCAUGGACUCUGGCUGAAACUCCUGCAGUGGACUGUGUGUGUUUUCAUCCCUGUUCAGUAUAGAGGAGAAAAAAAACAACUGACAGCCUGUGUGUGCGUGCGUGCGUGUGUGUGUGUGUGUGUGUGUGUGUGUGUGUGUGUGUGUGCGCAUUACCCUUUAUAGUAUGUGCACGCUGCUUUGAAAGUGCCUCAACCUUGUACAGAACGGUGUUUCUUUUUUUCCCUUUUAUGCAGCACAACUUCUUUUUUUUCCACUCUUCCUCAUAUCAUAAUAAUCCUUCUGCUUCUACACUGUGAAGCUUCAUCUGUGCAGGUUAACAGUUCACACAGUAGCGCCCACUCGUGUAUAGAAAAAUUGCCUAUUUAACAUUUGAGCAGAAUGACCUGAUCCCCACAGCACAUGCUGAGUUACAUCUCUUCUGUAAAACCUUCUGUUAUUGUGAGGAGCUCAGGACACUGGCGAUGGAUAAUCCAGCGGGUUUUUUUUCUUGCUUACAAAGAAAAAGGUCAAUUAAAACACAUGCACCUAAGUGUUACACUGCUCCGGUGAACGUUUAUUUAAAGCUGCAGUGAAUGCUAAGAAAUAGCACCAAUGUAUCAUUCAAGGCAAGUCACGCUCUUGAAAAAUGCAGCCUACAUCUCACAAAUAUCCUGUAAAUUACUGACUUUAAGUAUGAUAAUCUCAUGAAUUAACUUUCUAUUUUCACCACACAUUGUUCUCUGAAUACAAAGAGUUUGUAUAAAAGAUGUGUAUGAAACUAAGUUUAAAAUGGGUCAGGAAAAUAGAGCUGAUCGCCAACAGAAAGUCCUCUGUUUUGUUGUAAUGUCCGGGGAUUUCAGAUUUGAGCCCACCGGUGUUGCUUAGUGUCCACCUCCAAUAACCCACAUUGAAAUAUAGUUUAAUUAAAGCUUAAUUUCAUCAGUCCCUUGAGAAUAUUAGUAGUCCACAUCACCCUGAUUUAUGCGAUAUCAUUGACACUUCAAGCCCAUUUAUUUGACUUAACCCUGUCUUUGACGUUUCCAUUGUUUUCCUGAUGGUAACCUAAGGCAAGUACUUCAACUAGUGCGAGUCAUUAAACCUUCUGUUGUAGUGCGUAUAAUUACAGCUGUCUUUUUAAUUUGUCACUUUAUUUGCAUGUUUAACUAGAGACUUUGUAUAAAAUUAUUUAUUUUCAUGUAUAUUGUUUUUUUUAUAUAUAUAUAUUCAGCCCCUCCAAAUGUAGACAGUAGUAGUACUGAAACAACUACUACUAAUGAAAGAGAAACAGUGGUACUAUUCUUUGAUUCUUUCCAGGUGGGAAAACUGGCUUUAUAUUAUUACAUAUAAUAUGACAACAGCUGUCAUUUUGUGGCAAAUAAUACUUUGAAAAUAGGAGUUUAA